CUCGUGGGCAAGGACCCGGACCGCGCCGUGCAGCUGUUCUCGCAGGCCAUCGCGUCGGGCGACCGCGUGGACAGCGCGCUUAAAGACCUCGCGAUCGUGCUCAAGCAGCAGAACAAGGCGGACGCCGCCAUCGCCGCCGUGCAACAACUCCGCCACAAGUGCUCCGACGCGGCGCAGGAGAGCCUCGAUAAUAUCCUAUUGGAUCUCUACAAGCGGUGCGGGCGCGUGGAGGAUCAAAUUGCGCUGCUGAAGCACAAGCUGGAUCGUAUCCGCCUCGGCGUCGCGUUCAACGGUCGGAAAACCAAGACGGCGCGGUCCCAGGGGCGGAAGUUCCAGGUUUCGCUGGAGCAGGAGGCGACGCGGCUGCUGGGGAACCUGGGGUGGGCGUACAUGCAGUGUACUAACUACCAGGCGGCGGAAUUCGUGUAUAGCUCGUUGUGUCGUCACCUCUCUUUCGUUGCCUUCCACUCUCUCAUUAUCUCACUCUAUCCCUCUCGUCAGCCCCCAACCCCUGGCACGUUCUCACCUUGUUCCACCGUGUCCCCUUCUCCUCGCGUCUUCCCCCCGUUCCUCGCCUCCGCGCUCGCGCGCGCGCAUCGCAGGAAGGCGCUGCGCAUCGAGCGCGACAACAACAAGGUGUGCAACCUCGCGCUGUGCCUGCUGAAGCAGCGAAAGGUGCGCGAGGCCCGCCGCCUGCUGCUCUCCGUCACCGGACCCAGCGGCGCCAACGCUCACUCCCCCAGCAGCACCACCAGCACCAUUAACCACGAAGAUGUCGCUGCUGCUGUUGCUGAGUCGGCCGAUGGUGCUGCGGAUGCUGCUGCUGCUGCUGUUGUUUCGGAGGCUUGUGUGGAAGACUCAGCGGCGUUUGACGACAAGGCAGAGCCGCACACAGAGGACGGUGCCGCGCGCGAGAUGCUGCGACUGCUGGAAGACGACGCUGCGACAGGGCAGGCGGACGAGGAGGAAGAGCACGAGUCGCAUGAGUCGCAGGAGGAGCGCGGCGGAGACGAGCAGGCUUCAGCAGGGAACGCAGCGAACGCAAGGAGCAAAAGGAACGGAGAGGAGAGUGGUUCGGACGACGGUGGUGAGAGGCGGGGAGACGAAGGGGGUGCGGGAGAGGACGAGGGACGCACGGCGACUCUGCAGGAGCUGUUGGGCACGGACAGCGCGUGGGACUCGCUGCUGCCCCUCGGUCAGCCUCUUCAGCCCCCGCCCUCUGCUGCUCUCGCCUCUCCUGCUCCCGCCCUCUCCCCGUCUUCUUCCCCUCCUCCUGCUGCUGCUGUUGCUGUUGUGGCUGGUCCUGGCGGAGACGAGAACGCGGGUCAGUGCACCCAAACCGCUGGUUCAGCGACGGAGGCGAGCAGAGAGCAGCUGAAGGGAAGGUCGCAGCCGCAGCAGCAGCAGCAGCAGCAGCAGCAGCACAUGCAGUUGCAGGGGCAGCAAGGAGGUGGUGUUAGGGAAAGCAAGGCGGAGGAGUCAGACCAGGACAAGAAAGAGCACAGCACUGCCGCUGCUGCUGCAGCUGCGGCUGCUGCUGUGGCAGCUAACGCUGCUGCUGCUGCUGCCGCGGCUGCUGCGUCGGGUGCGCCCUGCCCCAGGUUCUACCUGCCGUACAUGUCGCUCAUGCCUGGCUUGUACGGUCCGUCUCAGUUUGGUGAGAACAACGGCAUAGCCGCAUCCCCUGCUGUUACGGCGGCUGCUGCCGCUGCUGCUUCAUCUCAUGUGUCGCUUGCCUAUGCGCGGCAGCAGCAGCAGCAGCAGCAGCAGCAGCAACGCCAGCAGCAGCAGCAGCGGCAAGCACAAGCAGCAGCGGCGUCACUGCAAGACGGGGCAGCGAGUGGUGGUAAAGGAGUGCUUGCCUCCGCCACUGCAACCGGUGCCGGCAGAACCAGAUGCCCCCAGCUUGGCCAGGCAGGGCCUUACAAGGCGAGAAUGGCAGGUGGUGGUGUUGGUGGCGGCAGUAGCCUGAGUGGUGUUGGGCGCACAGCCUCUUCUCCACCCUGCCCCGGUGCAUCGUCUGCUGCUGGCCUGACCUCCCCUCCUUCCGCUCACAUGCCUUGGCACCUCAAGCAGCAGCAGCAGCAGCAGUGGCAGCAGGAGAUGAUGAUGCAGCAUGGUGGGAAUGGCGGUGUAUGGAUGAAUGGGUACGAUUCAUACGACUCCGACCUCAUCCCGAUGGGCCCAGUGGACGACAUGUAUGGUGUUUCCGAGGCCAUGGGUCUAACAUGUGGUGGUGACGACAUGUUCAUGUCGGCUGCAUCAUCAGAGUUCAACCACCCAUGCCAUCCGCAUGUCGUGCAAGCAACCGCGCCUGCUGCUGCCCGGACUGUAACAUUUGACCUGCCCGAGAGUCUGGACCUGGAGGAAGGCGAGGAGGAGAGGGAGGAGGCGGGGUCAGAGAGGCUGCUGGUGGCGGCGGCUGCGGCAGCGGAAUGGAGGCAGACGAGGCUGGCAGGAAUGGCCAGGUGCUCUGAGAUGGCUCUGGGGCUGUAUGAAGAUGAAGACUAUACGCCUUAUGACGCCCAUGCUCACGCCCAGGCCGCUGCUGCUGCGGCUGCUGCUGAGGCUGCAGCAGCAGCCGUCUCUGCUGCUGCUAAUGCCGCUGUGGCUCCCGGUGCUGGUUCUUCUGGUGCUGGAGUUUCUGGUGGGGAGGAUGUGUUUGCGUCUGAUGGGCUGGAGGAAGGAGGUGGUUCCGGCCGCACGAUCAGCAGCAGCAGCAGCGCCAGCAGUGCUAGCAGCUGUGGUCGCGGCCGGGAUUGGAUCUGCGGGCGUGGCGAGUGGGGUGAUGAGUCGGAUGAUGAUGAGGAGGAGAGAGGAUAUGCAGAUGCGGACGGCAUUGCCGCCGCCUCUGCUGCUGCUUCUGCUGCUGCUGCCGCUACUACUUACGCUUCUGCUUACGGCAUGUGUGGUGCGGGAGGGGCAGACGUCCCUCGUUCAGUGUAUGAUAUGUCAAGCCUUGCUGCUACCAAGACAUUUGGCAGUGCCGCAUACAACCCAGCUCAAGCUGGUGUCGCUAAUUCCGCGGGGUUUUCGACUAUGUCGGGCAAGUCAACCCAUGAAUGCGGGCCAAUUUCGCCUGAACUACGCUCCAAGCUUGGAUGGUUCAACCAGGGAGUUUCCCCUGACAGCACGAGCAGCAGCAGCUGCCCUGGCAGUGGUCAAAUGAGCCCGAACCUGCUGCCAGCAGGUUUGGAGCAUGCAGGAGUUCUUGUGCGGAAGGGUGGUAACAUCGUCGUCGACGACCUGGAACAGCUUUGUCGCUCCUCGGCGAAACUCGAAUCGUCGGCACACGAGUUGACAGACUCCUGCUUCAGUUACAACUUCGAAUCAGUGGAGAGUGUUGUUCGCAACAUCAUCUUCGAGUCUAAAUCGGACGGCUUUGAACGUCCUGCCGCCAACAACCAGAUUGGCUCGGCAGUCUUGUCUGAGAAAGAUACCAAUUGCGUGCUGACGUGGCGCGACGACUUGAACGGAGGUGGGUCCAGGCUGCCCGUUUUUGCCCGGCUUGCGAAAUGA
Closterium sp. Naga37s-1 is the source of this 3519-nucleotide messenger RNA. The record is from the annotation of a GenBank genome assembly. Lineage: Eukaryota; Viridiplantae; Streptophyta; Zygnematophyceae; Desmidiales; Closteriaceae.